GAAUUUUUCUCGAAUACAUUCGGGGGUAUGAGCUGCACAAAAUAUCGAACAGUGGGAGAUUCAAAUCCGACAAUUCCAAAGAAUUAAUAUUUUCAUUCAGAGGCGAUUUCUUCUCUAAUUUUCCGCAAACUUGAACUAUCAAACUCAACUUAACUAAACCACCACUUUGACUCCAAGGUGCUUUUGAAAUAAAUAUAUUAGCAAUUUUCAGGAAUUGGCGCGUGACGGUGUGACGUGUCCAACGUUAGACAUCCGAAAUAGAGCAAGAAUGAAAGCAGAAUGGGAAAAGGGGGCGGGGGAGAGAGCGGUGGAGCCUGCCUGAGCACGGGCCUGAGCGUCAUGCUGAGCGUGGCCUGAGUUUGAGUUAAGGGAGAAGUGAAAGUGGGAGAAGGAAGAGCAAAGCGCAAAAGAAGAAAAGAGAUCGAAUCGAGUGAGAAAGGAGCCCAUGGCACAUUCCCCUUCUUUGGGGAGAUAGUCAAGAGAAUAAGAAGAAGGAGAAGAAGAGCGAGAAAGAAGGAAGAGAUUUUGAUCCCCGUAGAGGGAGGAUGGGCUUGCUGAAUGAUGCUUACUGCAACCCCCGUCGAAAUAUAAGUCAGAAGUCAACUGGUGUCAGAACUUGGCAUAAUUUUGUGCUAACAAUUAAGCUAUGUUUAUCGUGCCGACGGAGGUGUGUGUUCGGUGUUGUUUAAUUUAUCGUGGACCUUUGAGGCUGUAAAGGGAAAGAAAACCCUAAAAAUCCAAGGAAUAAGAAGAAAUGGGAGCGAACGAGGGUGAAGGUGAUGUCUCUGAAGGUGGAUCUCAGCCUCAAGCAAAGCCGAAGGAAAAUCGAGGCCUUGCCACUGCUGAAGCUCUUGAAAUUUUACACAGAGAUAUCGGUCGAGUUCUGGACGAGUACACAGAUGAAUGCAGGAAAAAUAAAAAGUACAGAGCUACUCUAAAGGAUGCUCUGCAUCAUCGCAGUCAAUACACAACCCUCUGUUGGACCUCGGCUAUUGGCUUACUCAUCAAUGCCGUUACUCUUAUUGCCACAUCUUUCAGUAACACCGAAACAAUGUAUUCUGCACUGCCGUACGAAGGACUGAUAGUUUGUUGCCUCGUAGUGUUUAACUUUGCCCUAGUUGUAUCAGACAAUAUAUUACGUCACAAUGAAAUCCCGCACAGGGUCCGGAAUCUUCUUAAAAAAUUGGAAGGUGCGAGAACGGUGUGUCAUUGGGAGCCAGAAAAUUAUCCCCACUUAUGCAGUCCGCUGUCUCCGUGCCUUACGCUCCAGUGGACAUAUCGUGAUAACGUUAUCGUCAAUUUGCCAUGGGCGCUUCUCGUCGCUGGCGACGUAAUAGUCAUCAAACCGGGACAACAAAUUCCUGGCUAUUGUACUCCAUACGAGAAUCCCGAGGAUCCUAUUUUACACGCUAAAGAAGUGUAUAGUCCUUCGGUGCACGGUGCCAAUGAGAUAUUUUCGACACCUCAGGCCCGGACGCCAUUGAAAAAUAAGGUGUACAAGCUUCAAGAAACACCUUAUUUAGUCAACCUUAGAAUGGCCUUGGAACAAGCUUUGGACAGACCAGUGACGUAUCACAACCGUGAACGUCAUUUGGUGAUGGUAUGCUGCAUCGAACAAUUGACCUACCCAAUACUAUUAAUAAUUGUAGUAUUGGUGAAUUUAUUACGCUAUCUUUAUCUAACGGAAUACGUUGGAAUCGGUCACUGGAGUGAGAUCUUUUUGCUUCAACCUAUAGCCGUAACUCUGCCGCUAUUACCAAUUAUUUUUCCGGCUUUUUGGAUCUUACUUAAUUGCUUUGGUAUGGCAAGAUUCAAAGCUCUCUUCAAGCUGUAUCAAUCCUCGAAAAAAAUGCAGUUCGUAGAUCCCUUUGAGGAUGCCGAUAUUUCAGGACCGAUUAGUCCUGGAGUUGUUUACAAUUGGUCUGAAUUGACCGAGUAUUUCUUCGAUAUACUAUUCGGACGUGAAAAUAUGAUGUCCAGGUCCGCAAGCAUUCUUCACGUUUUGGGUUCUGUUACGGCACUUUGUUGCAUCGACAAAAAAGGUAUUCUCUCGUGGCCAAAUCCAACAGCGGAGAAAGUAUUUUUUCUAAGGAAUUCCAACACAGUAUCACGAACCUCGAGCACAGUAAGCCUCGAUAAAACUGCGGAGGCAUCGCGUCCCUCCGAGUCUAGCAAAAAUGAAAUCAACAAAAUGACCUAUGUGCAACACGACAUGUCCCAUUCGGUGGCGGAAGUUUUAGACCUUACACACGAUCACGCUCUUCCGUUUCGUCUUCAAUUCGAUGACCAUUCAUGGCGACAGCAUUUGAAUUCCCUGAAGCCGCUUGGGCUAGCGAUUUUACUGAAUACGUGCAAUAUGGAAACACAGGAGCAUUAUAUGCAAUUUUGUUGUCACGUUACGUGCGAGGCGCUUUAUAACGAGAAUCUCGUUCCCGUAAUUAAUAGACGACGCCAGAGCAACACCUUAGACGAUAAGAGUGACUAUCGAGCAAAUGACACAAAGCAAAGUUCGAGACAGGUCUAUUUAAUCGAAGAAUCUGGAUCCCUUGGACAGAUGUGUUGUCUUUGCGAGUUGGCGAAGCAGAUCGGAUUUCAAGAUCAGGCGCAAGAGAUUUUUCAAUUAGAACAGCAACUCUCAACUUUUCGUCACGUCCAACCGGAAAUGGUUCGUCGAGAUAUAAAAUUUGCGAGAUCCUUGUCGAUCUCAACGAAAUUGAAAUUUCCAUUUCCACACAUGGUGGCAGUCGUAGUGAAGGAAAAGAGUGGCGGAAGCUUACAGUUACUAACGCAAGGGACAGCUGACAUAAUUCUCGAUUCUUGCAUCGAAUUUUGGGACGGGCACGAUCUUUGCCCGUUGUCGCCAUCGGAUCGAAAGAAAGUUCAAGACUUUUAUCAACGAACGAGUCUUACGUCUUAUUGUACGGCGUUCGCUUACAGACCGUUGAUACGAAGCAUUAGUAAUAAAUUGUCAAACAUAUAUCUUGAGCUCCCAGCGGAUAGCAAACAUUUGUACAUGCCGCACAGAAGUCCCACGCCAUUACCUUGGGAUUUUCGAAACGUUUUGGAUCCACGAGUCAAAGGCAUACUUGGACAAUUUCAUUCAACAGAUUCGCUCUUGUGUAACGACAGCAAAGACGAGGAAAUAAACGACAUAGAGAGUUGCUUCGAGCUUCAGUGCAAUCAAGUAUUUAUCGGAAUGGUGACGAUGCAAUAUCAGGCGCAAACGGACAUGGUACAACUGAUCGAACAAUUAGAGAGGGCAUGCAUAAGAUUCGUUCACUUCAGCAAGGAAAAUGAAUUGAGAUCACGCGUAUUCUCAGAGAAGAUGGGUCUAGAGAGCGGUUGGAAUUGUCACAUUUCAUUGCUCAGCGAAAGGGCUAGGUCAGAAAGUCCGGUGGGCUGGUGGGUGAGCCAGGCUGCAGCCAUGUCCUCACCCACACCUUCUGCCCAAUCUCACCAACGUAAACAAUCCUGCAUGGACGAGGCCAGCCACUUGCUUAACCGCGUCUGUCCCCGCUCGAAUCUGGAUACGAGUAAAGCGAUGAGUAUGUCCGCACCAAGUGCAAUAAAUACGGAUUUUUCGACCGUGAAAUUCGAUGACGAAGCAACGGAAUGGCACAACGUCGAGCCUCCGCAUCCCAAAAGUGCAAUGAGUCAUAGUUACAAUUUGCUCGAGAAAAGGAAUGGAGAAUCAAACUCGUCGACCAUGUCAGAACACGAGACCGUAAGGAGUGAGGAUAGUGUACUGGUACAAAGCGUUGAUCUUGGAUCCGGGCAAGAAGCUUGGAGAUCUCUCAGUUGCCUCACUGACAGUACAGAACAGAGUGCACCGGUUAAUUUUGAUCUUUCAAACAGGGCAAAACUUCCUCGUGGAAUCGACAAAAUACGGCCGCACAUUGAACUCAUCGACAACGUACCUCUUCUCGUGUCUCUCUUCACGGAUUGCAAUACCGCAGUGACACGAGAAAUGUUGCACAUAAUGCAGGAUUAUGGCGAGGUUGUUUGCGUGCUCGGUUCAUCAGCGAAUGCCGAAAAUAUGCCGAUAUUCAUGCAAGCCGAUGCCGCAAUUGGCGUAGAACCGUUGUAUCCCCAAGUGUGCCAAAAAGUACCGGUUCUAAAACCCAUUAAGGAGGAUCAAGGACCUACACCCGUUGAUCUCAGCCGAGCCUUAAAUUCAAUCACCUGCUCUCUCAGUGUAAAGAGAGAAGAUCCUAUAGCCAUAUAUUAUCUUGUGAUGGAGGCUCGCGAUUACAUGAAGUGCCUAUGGAACUGUGUUCAAUUUUGGUUGUGCUGCGUCGUCACGGUUUCCUUUGCUCAAGCUAUAUCUGGAUUUUUACUUUUACCACCGUUGUUUUCAGUCAGUCAAGUAAUGUGGUUGUGUUGUUUAAUCAUUCCGCUCUUGUCAAUAUCAAUGAUAGCGACACCCACUGAUUCGACAAUAAUGCAAAGAGCAACGGGCAAAAAUCAGUGCGUCGUUGGUGGACAGGUCGCUCUUUUUGUUUUUUGGUGCUAUGGGACAAAAUUUUUACCCACUAUAAUUACGGUCGUCAUGGCUCAAUGUGUUUCGCUUUUCACGCUUUGCCCGAUUUAUGCAAAAAUCAACAGCAAAUGUUUUUACGUUUAUCCGGAUGCUGAUGGCGAUAUCAGUUGGGGCGGUUGGGGCGAAAAACCUAACGUCAUCGUAGCCGUGCAACAUUUCGCUCUGACUAUCAUAGUUUUACACUUUGUAACUAUAUCGAUGAGCUUCGUUCAUAGAGAGUACUCUAUUUGGAGAAAACUGCCUUUUAACAAUUGGGCCUGGUUCCUUUGUGCAUUUAUUGUACUGGGCAUUCAGGCUACAUUUUCAGGAAUUUUAUUGACAAAUUUUUGGAACGAUGAGGGACAAAAGAUCGACCCACUUCCUCUGCAUUUGCCACUCUUUUUUCUACUCACACUUCCUCUCGUAUUCGCCAUUAAUGAAUUGAUCAAAUGGCAAGAGAUUAAGGUUAAUGUAAGGUACCAAAAACGUGCCCGUCUAGAAUUUGGGACUAAACUCGGUAUGAACUCUCCGUUUUAAUCAAGAAACGGUAGAACUGGAAAAACGCUCAUCCCAACGACUUUGCGGAUUGAAUUUUUAAUGCCAAAUGUUUUCCCCCACUCGUGAUAUAUUUUUUAUGGAACGAACAAAAAAUCUCAAAUACUUCAACCAUGAACAUUUGUAUUCGUAAAGCUCCGUGGUUAAAUGGACAAAGAAAUUUUUUAUGAACCAAACAUGAGGGGCGAGGGAAUGAAACAUUUUCAUACUAAAAGCACAAACUGUCACGUUUAAUUUAUCUGUCAAUAACUUAUAGUUCUUUUAUUUCAUCUGCGAGGUCUCGACUGCAUUCUAUACAAUUACGCUUUUUUAUGAUAUUUGAUUUAUAGUCUUAGGCUCUAGUUUUAGAUAUAGGGAAACGCGAGCAUUUAUUCUAUUUUUUUUUCAUCUUCAUAUACGACUGGGUAAUUUCAUUCAUCCGAGAGUUCUGGUACACUGACACACUUUAAGAGACAAACUGCAACAAACAACUAGUGAAAGUCACAAUAAUAAAUAUUCAUAUUUUUCUAUCACUUCGAACUUUUGAUUUCGAAAAAUGUGUAAUGAAAUUCCUCAAUUUACGGACAGAGAGAGUCACAUUAUUUGUACAUGAAUCGCUCAGCUAUACUGCGAAUGUAAAUCGAGGGUUAACGUUACUUCAUUAUAGUGGUUGAUCAAUUUAUCAGUGCGACCUACGGAAAUUAAUGAAUAGGCCUCAAAGUACUGCGGCAACGAAAUUUUCUGUUUCGGGAUUUAAUCUCCAUAUGGUUUUGCCUACUUAUGAUCUCAAUUUUAUUAGAAACCUCAAUGGCCAUGACAAAUUUUCACGGAAAUAGUAACUGCCAAGAGGCAGUUAACAGCGAAUCUAAUGAAUAUGUUACACAGAAAUAGUAAAAAUGGAGGAAAAUCCAUUCAAUGAACAAAAUAGUGUCAAUAAAAUAGUAUUGAGUAUUUGUUUUCAUCGAAGCAAGCCAAAAAAUAUACUCUUCGCUCGUAUUGAAGAAUGUAUUGCUUAAAAGAUCAUUAUAAAUGGCGCAAACAUAAAAAUCUCUUGUUCUUGCAGCAAUUCAAUCAAUGUGUCUUAGUUGCCUCAGAACAGUGAAUAAUUUAUGAGCAAAAACCGUGAUAUUUUGUAUUCAUCCCUUAUUUGAAGCACGUUGAAUAUUUCCCGUUCACGUUUUUCAUAACGGCCCUGGUAAUUUGAUCACUUACUGUACAAACUGGAUAUGUACAUAGAGAUACAUAAGCUACUAGAGACUUGAAUUGAGUUUUAUUGAUAUUGUAAUGCUCCGUAGUGAAUUAUUUUUAAAAAAGAUACUUUUACAAGUAUCGUACAGUCCUUGACAAAUAGUUUUUUUUUUUUUUUCAAAACGAUAAUAUUGCGUAAUAUUAUUUGCCUUGAUUGGAACAGAUUUUUUUCCGUGUCCAUGUAAUUCAAUUAUAAUAUCAAAACACAAAUCUUUAUGGGAGAUACGCCAUAACAUAUUUUUUGUAUUCUCGAAAAAAUAAUUUGUAACUUCAUAAUUUCGAUUAUAUUGUUUUUUUUAAUGCUAUUUCUUAGAAUACAUUGUGUAUACCCCCGAUUCGAGGUUCAACAUAAAUUUAGAUCAAAAUAAAUUUAAGACUCGUACGGUCGCUAAUAAUUCUAAACUCUGUAUCAGUGAAUAAAGUAUUUCGAGCGUUACGAAA
Messenger RNA from Venturia canescens, 6742 nucleotides. RefSeq names its product transmembrane protein 94-like protein l(2)k05819. The record is from RefSeq and is a predicted model, not a curated record. The transcript is spliced from 25 exons. The coding region runs from base 755 to 5056 and encodes 1433 amino acids. Gene Ontology annotation, molecular function: nucleotide binding. NCBI's taxonomy places the organism in Eukaryota, Metazoa, Arthropoda, Insecta, Hymenoptera, Ichneumonidae.